ACAUUAUUCACCAAUCCAUCUCCAUCACACUUCUUCUCUCUCUGUCCCCUCCAUUAUUGGUCAUCUCAAAACCUCCAACCCUUAAACCCUAAAAAUUAAACCGCACUAAUUUUUUUAACAUCAUGGGAAGUUUUCAACUAGGGUUCUUGUUGGUUUCAUCACUCGUGAUUGUUACUUUUCUUGCACCGCAAGUCAAAUGUAGGGCUUUCUUCGUCUUCGGCGACUCUCUGGUCGACAACGGAAACAACAAUUACCUCGCCACCACGGCUCGUGCCGACAAUUACCCUUACGGUAUCGAUCUUCCGAACCACAGAGCCACCGGACGUUUCUCUAAUGGCCUCAACAUUCCCGACAUUAUCAGUGAGCAACUGGGUAUGCCAUCGACAUUGCCGUACCUCAGCCCGGGGCUGACCGGAGAAAGGCUUCUCGUCGGAGCUAACUUCGCCUCCGCCGGCAUCGGAAUCCUCAACGACACCGGAGUCCAAUUUGUGAACAUAAUAAGAAUAGGGAAACAGUUGGAGUACUUCGAGCAGUACCAAAGGAGAGUGAGUGCAAUGAUCGGGCCGGCUCAAACACAAAAGCUCGUGAACGAAGCUCUCGUCCUCAUGACUCUCGGCGGCAACGAUUUCGUCAACAACUACUACUUGGUCCCUUACUCUGCCCGCUCCCGUCAAUACGCUCUCCCCGACUACGUCGUUUAUAUCGUCUCCGAAUACAGGAAGAUUCUCACGAGGGUAUAUGAGUUGGGAGCGAGGCGUGUUCUAGUGACCGGAACCGGGCCAAUGGGGUGCGUACCAGCCGAGCUGGCUCUCCACAGCCGCAACGGCGAGUGCGGAGUCGAACUCAUGCGAGCAGCCGCACUAUUCAACCCUCAGCUGGUUGACAUGAUCAAUCAGCUCAACUCCGAGAUUGGAUCCGACGUUUUCAUCGCAGCAAAUGCCAACGAGAUGCAUUUGGAUUUCGUCACGAACCCACAACAGUUCGGGUUUGUGACAUCAAAAGUGGCAUGUUGCGGGCAAGGGCCGUACAAUGGAAUAGGGCUAUGCACACCGCUCUCGAACUUGUGUCCGAACAGAGAUCUGUACGCAUUCUGGGACCCGUUCCAUCCCUCCGAGAAGGCCAAUCGGAUCAUCGUCCAGCAAAUGCUCACUGGCUCCUCCAAAUACAUGCACCCCAUGAACCUCAGCACCGCCCUUCUCCUGGAUUCUUCUUCCUCAACCUAAAAAACAUUUAAACCCUACCCUUGCUCAAUCAAUUAGUUUUUUUAUUAAAAAAAAUAGUUCGAUUUUCUAUCCAUUUCAGAACUUUGCGUGUCGCAUCCAUCAUUGAUGUUUGUAAUGUUUCCCGUUUGGCUUUCGUUAGUUUUUAUUCAGUGUCUUUUGCUCUUCACUUGUUCAUGUGCAUGUCAUGCAUGAUGGCAUUGUUGCAUGGGAAUAUGUUCUAAAUGAUUUUUUAUUUUCAGUA
Molecule: messenger RNA, 1464 nt
Organism: Tarenaya hassleriana
Lineage: Eukaryota; Viridiplantae; Streptophyta; Magnoliopsida; Brassicales; Cleomaceae
Product: GDSL esterase/lipase LTL1
Exons: 5
Coding region: 123-1223 (366 amino acids)
Molecular function (GO): hydrolase activity, acting on ester bonds
Source: RefSeq, a predicted model, not a curated record